Messenger RNA from Rhagoletis zephyria (snowberry fruit fly), 2683 nucleotides. The record is from RefSeq and is a predicted model, not a curated record. Lineage: Eukaryota; Metazoa; Arthropoda; Insecta; Diptera; Tephritidae.
AUGGUGUGCGUCAGUGAGGCCAGAGUUGGACACAAGCCCCAGGAUAUGCUCGUUAAAGAUUUGUCAUGUAGGUACCUCUACAGACAAGAGCUCAAGUGUCAGUGGACAAUGCCAAGGAACAACAUUCAAACUGAUGUCGACUUUUAUACAUAUAAUGAACCCAUUUUCGGGUUUGAAAAGCAUUGUCCACUGCGAGAUGAGCAUGUGGAUGAAGAUAACGGCAAGACAAUUCAGUCCUGCACUUGGAACAAGCGGACAACUGAGCGAGCCUUCUACAGCCAAAAGUACCACUUUGAGCUAAGCAUGACCAAUGCUCUGGGGGCUCAGCAACAGUUCUUUAGCUUCAACCUGAGCUCUAUCGUUCAGCUGGACGCGCCUCCCAACUUUACUUUCAACGGCGAGCUCAGCACCUUGGCCUGGGACUAUCCCAAUCUCCUCGACAAAGAUAUAUCCUUAUUCCCCCUGUUAACGUUCAAAGUGCUGGUCACUGAAAUGUGCGACCAUUCUGACGCCUGCCUAGACAAUAAGCCUAAGGUGUACAUGUUGGAGAACACCAGGAAAAGCCUGAAACUUGACCUGAAGCCUUAUACGCUGUACAAUUUCAGCAUCUCAUGCAAAGUGGACGACGAUUCAAAUGAGUACUGGAGCAGAUUUUCUCAUUUGAACAAUAUUCGAACCAAAGGAGCUGCUCCCCAGUCACCGCCCCGACUAAUUAGUCAGGCCUUUGAAACCUCAAGUACAAAAUCUCGAAGUGCCACCAUUUACUGGCAACCACUACCCAGUUACUUGAAGAAUAGUCCCAGUGUAACAUAUCUGGUCAGCCAAUUGGACAGCAAACACCAAGUACAAAGCAACCGAACAACUCCUUAUACGAACCUCACCUUUGACUCUCUCGACUCAACCUUAUACGAAUUUCGAAUUUAUUCACAUAAUUCGUUUGGAGUUUCCCGCGAGUACUCCAGCAUUAUCUUGCCUCAGUCUAGUGACAUUUUGCAGCCGCCUAACAAAAUUGCCGUUAUUGCUCUAAGCAGCUCCGAUUACGAAAUGGAAUGGGAAAAGUCUGAUUCCAAACUACUGCAAAAUUAUACCGUAUUCUGGUGUGUCGCCAAGAAUGACCACUGUGUGGAGGGCAUUCACUGGAAGUUUCUUCAAAGCAACAAUUUCACCUUGAGUUUGCCUCCAAACAACUACAAGUUCGGUGUUUCCCUAAAUACUCAGCACUCCACAUCGGGCAUAUACUGGACACAUUGCGUUGUCAAUCCAAAGACGAAAAUUGACAAGCUGCGAACAGUGCAUCCCUUCACUCAUGGUGCCAAUAGCAUUCUAAUCAAGUGGGAUUUUCUUUGUGAUGCUCAAAAGAGACUAGUUCCUGACAUGCGAAUUGAGUUCUGUCCAAAGGAUGACUGUACGCCGGAUAAUACUCGCAUCUUGAAGGUGGAAGAUUUGAGCACUAACCAGUUCAUGGUGAAUGACCUUUCGCCCAACGUCACAUACUCAUUUCUCAUCUCUUCUGCUAAUAUUGCCGAGGCAAGUCACAUUGUCGGCACGACGGAUAACGGCGUUCCACCACCUCCAUUUAAUGUGAGAAUACUCGAGCGAACCAAUAACAGGUCCAUCAUCGAGUGGAACUUCGUUCCCAAUGUGGUGGACCACUUUCGCGUGAAGGCGCCCUUUUUGCUUCAAGACGUUAUCGAGCCUGAAGAGGGCUGCAAAACGACUGAACAGUGCAACACUAUGCUGGAAUUCUCAAAGCCUCUUGCUCCAUUUGUCAAUUAUUCCAUUGCCGUCUCUGCUUGCAACACAAAAGACGAUUGCUCAAACUCUAGCCAGGUCUAUUUCCAGACGGCCCCUUCACGGCCUGGCAAAAUGCUCGUUCCAAACAUGGAAAAGAUUAACUCAACACACUAUCGUGUCUACCUACGCAAACCACUGGAACCGAAUGGUCCGAUUGACUUUUACUACAUUCUCACUAAAAACAAAGACCUGAAACGGUACAACGCGAGUGAGCCCUUUGUUGACCUGCCUCUCGAGUGCGACAAAGCAGAGCAGGUGUUCAACUUCAAAAUUGUCGCAUCCAACUUGGUGAACGGGGAAGAGCUGAAGGGUGAGCCCGCUGACACCCGCAUUGAGUUCUGCAAACAAUAUACAGGCGGGCUGCUUGCCUUGUUCGUUAUCGUCGGCAUCCUGCUAUUUAUUCUCAUGAUCAUUAUCAUCUACUACGUGGCCAAGUCUAUGAACAAUUUAAAGCUAAAGAAAAAGGGCUUUCAACUCAAUAUACAGUGCAAUCAGCGGGAGACAGACUUGGACUUUGAACGGGGCGAAAAGGACAGCUUGGUACAGCCUGAAGAGAGCGAACUUAACAACGUGAUCAUCACGGAGAGACGGAAAAUCAGUUCCAGUGUCACAAAUGCCAGCAUGACUUCGGACUCCUCAAUUGCCGAAAAUAGUCAUUCGAGCGAUAAAAUACCGUCAUCCUCAUCGGACAACUGCUACAAUUCAGACUCUACGGCCAACUACAGUGACGUCAACUAUCGUGAAAAUCACGAGUACUUUUUAAAUCCAAUGGACGAAAGUUACCGGCCACUGAUGGCGGUUUCAUCUGAAGUGGAUGCGGACACUGCAGCAGCCGCCGAGCCUGCUUUGUCCAGCAGCGCCUGUCCGCCCUUGGACAUGGACAAGGCCA